Molecule: messenger RNA, 1005 nt
Organism: Penicillium odoratum
Lineage: Eukaryota; Fungi; Ascomycota; Eurotiomycetes; Eurotiales; Aspergillaceae
Exons: 2
Coding region: 1-1005 (334 amino acids)
Source: RefSeq, a predicted model, not a curated record
AUGAUUCCACUUCGGCAGAUCGUUCGCAAUGGCGAUCGAGUGCGAUUGGGGUCGAAUAUUCCUCUUCGCUACUUCUCCGUUUCUCGCACCGUUGCCGUAGAGGGCGACGGUGAGCCUGCCCGAAGCUCCGUAUCGAACCGAAAGUCCACCGCAACUUCUCCCCCCAAGCCUCGCCCUUUGAACAAAGCCCCAGGAUCUGGACCGCAAAGCAGACCUCGUCCCGCCAAAGCCCUAGAUGCCAGAGCAUUUGCUGCGCCAAGAGCUGGUGGUGAGCAACCCAAGAUCAUUCGCAGCCCCCGGCUUCGGACCGCUCGAGGCGGAAACCAAGCCCAGGGCAAGGGCAAGCCAGCAGCCAAGAAAGACCGACGGAAACCUCGAACUAGAAUGUCAAGAAAGACGGAAACGGAUGAAGGCGAGGAUGUGAAUGCCGCUGCUAUCGAACAAAUUGAACAGGAGCAAGUGCUCAAGGCUCGACCGACACCGGUUCGCUACGAGCCCCAGGAGAUCGACUUCUCCACGCUCCAGCAGACCUGGCCAUCUCUUCCGACCGACACAAACGCUCGAUCGGCUGCAAUUCUGGAAAAAUUAUCCAAUCUCAGCGGUCGUUUCCCGAAUGGAUAUGUCCCUCCCUACGAACUGGGUCGGCGGAUCUGGAAGGGUCAAAAUGUUUUGUUCCACAGCGAGGCGGAAAAGGAGGAGGCAAUGGAAGAGGUCAAGCGAUUGGCUCAUGCUCGCGCGGACAAGAUCUCCCAGCAAAAGGGGGAUCUUGUGGAGCCUCGUAUCGUCGAGUUCAGUGCCAUUGACACACAAGAGUCCAAGGUCUUGCUUGAAACAUAUGCACAAGGGAAAUACCCCUCUGUGGAGGUUGUUCAGGGCCAACCGGCUAUCCUUGGCGAGGUAAUGAAGAAUCUCCGCAACAACGGGACAUACGAAACUGCAGGCAAGAGGCCGCAGUUCUUGGCCAAAGUCGAGUCCCUACUGGCCUCCAGUCGUGUCAAGCGUUGA